Oryza sativa Japonica Group (Japanese rice) is the source of this 1411-nucleotide messenger RNA. Its product is annotated as extracellular ribonuclease LE. Gene Ontology annotation, biological process: RNA catabolic process. NCBI's taxonomy places the organism in Eukaryota, Viridiplantae, Streptophyta, Magnoliopsida, Poales, Poaceae. The record is from RefSeq and is a predicted model, not a curated record. Gene Ontology annotation, molecular function: RNA binding; ribonuclease T2 activity. Gene Ontology annotation, cellular component: extracellular region.
ACACCUAGCUUUGCCCGCCAAUGCCAUAUCUUGCAAGAUUGAUGAGUAGCCAAUUAUUACUCCUCCCAAUCCCAAAGAAAAAUAAGUUGGCAAUUAUUCACACCUUGAAAUGCAAACAUCGCAAUUUGCCAUCCAUGCAGAAUCAAUGCAGCGUUCUACCCAUGCUUUUCUUUCUGUACUUCCUGCCUAAACUUUGCCUAUAAAUCUGCACAUCCAUGGCUCGUUUCUUGCAACAAAGCCACAGCCUUCAUCAUCAUCAGAGAGAGAAGGAGAGAGAGGAAGAGAUUGCAGUGAGUGAGUGAGUGAGUGAAGCAGCCAUGGCGGCGGCGGCGAGGGCAACGGCGCGGGUCGGGCUUGCGCUGCUGCUCGCGGUGGUGGGCGUCGGCGCGCAGGACUACGACUUCUUCUUCCUGGUGCUGCAGUGGCCCGGGUCGUACUGCGACACGAAGCAGAGCUGCUGCUACCCGCGCUCCGGCAAGCCGGCGGCCGACUUCGGCAUCCACGGCCUCUGGCCCAACCGCGACGACGGCAGCUACCCGCAGAACUGCGACCCUGACAGCGAGUUCGACCCCUCCAAGGUGAGCGACCUGCUGGGGAGCAUGCGCUCGGAGUGGCCGACGCUGGCGUGCCCGAGCAACGACGGCAUCCGGUUCUGGGCGCACGAGUGGGAGAAGCACGGCACCUGCGCCGCGGCGGCGCUCGGCGACGAGCACGGCUACUUCGAGGCGGCGCUCCGCCUCCGGUCGCGGCUGCCCGUGCUCGCCGCGCUGCGCGACGGCGGCGUGUCGCCCGACGGCGGCUACUACACGCUGUCCCAGAUCAAGGGCGCCAUCCAGCGCGGCGUCGGCGCCGAGCCGUUCGUGGAGUGCAACCGCGACGAGUCCGGCAACAGCCAGCUGUACCAGCUCUACUUCUGCGUGGACGCCGCCGGCGAGCGCUUCGUCGACUGCCCCGCCUCCCCCGGCGGCCGCCCCUGCGGCAAUCGGAUCGAGUUCCCGGCGUUCUAGAGCUCUGAGCUCUCUCUCUCUAACCAGCCUCUUCUCCUAGCUCUACGGGGAAGACUCUACCUUCGAAGCAUGUCCUUUGUCACUGACACGUGGGUUCGAUGAACCAUGGGUUCACUUGUUCAGUGAUAAAUGUAUGGUGUCUUUGAAGGUAUAGGAUCUCAAUUCGGGAAAACGUCGACGACAAAGAAUUGAUGAUGAUUUAAUCCAUUUCAGUAAUCCAUGUUAUUGAUUACGGAGUAAUUAUUAAUCUGACCGUGUUUUUUUUUAAUUCUGUUGUUGCAAUAAAAGUAUGGCCAUGUAAUGUUUCUCUCUUUUUUCCCCGCAUAAUUUGAACAAGUUUAGGGGGGAAGUGGAACAUAUAAAUCAAAGAAAGAAAUGAAAUUUACAUGAAUUUUUACAUCAAA